AUGACAGUGGACAGUCAUGUACAUGCGCUUUCUCAAAGCGCACAAGGCUUCGUGCCCUUGAUUGCAACGAUCGCUGCGCUCUACGUUGGCUGGAGGCUCUGGGCAUUCACAAUCUCGCCAGCAUUGCAUCCAGAUGCUCCGAAGCCUCUGCCGUACAAGUUUCCCUUCUUCGGCCAUGUUGUUGGGAUGUCCAAAUGUGUUGGGGAAGUUCUCACCCGCGGCAGAGAGCACUUCGGGAAUACUCGCGAAAUUUUCGGCUUGACCGUCAUGGGUCAGGAUAUGUACAUCGCGACGUCUCCUAAGGAUGUCCUGUCCAUCUACAAGGAGACCAAGAAAUUGGACAUGAAUCCGGUGAUCGCCAAAAUCAUGCGUGAUUUCGACUGCACCAAGGAAAAUGUGCAAAAGAUGUUUGACACUACCAACAAGCCGAAAAGCUGGAUGGACACCUGCCAUGACGACUUUAAGCUCCAGAUGCACCCCGGAGAGAGAUUGGAAAUCCUCCAAACAACGGUUCUCAACAACAUCGACCGACUUCUUCAAUGGGAUCAGGUCGUCGGUGUGAAAUCUACCAAAGGUCCUGCCAAAAUUGUGUCCGCUUGGGAAUGGUGUAGGCACGCUCUUGUUGACGGCGCUACCCGUGCCUUCUUCGGUGAUGCCAUCUAUCGAGUGGCGCCAGACAUUCUGAGUGUCUUCUACAUCUAUGAUGACGAUGCCUGGAAGCAACACUACAACUACCCCAAAUUUGCCGCUCGGAACAUGUACGAAGCAAAGGAGCAGUGUCUUCAGGCAUGGAUAGCAUAUCUGUCUCUGCCCGUGGAAGAGAGAGAAGAUGCGUCGUGGAUUGUCAAGAAAAUCGAGCAAGGUCUGAAACAGAUGGGCGUCGACGAACCUUCGCAGGCCGCUCCAAACCUUCUGAGUUUGCACAGACUUGUCAACACCAACGCCUACCGUUUGUGCUUCUGGUCUCUUGCCUACAUCCUACACGAUCCUGAGACUAUCAAAAGCAUUAAGACCGAGAUUCAGCCGGCCUUCAAGAAUAAAAUUCUGGACAUGCCGUACCUUCUUGACCAUUGCCCUUCGCUCGCAUCUUUCUAUGAGGAAAUACUGCGUUAUGUCAACGAUCCAGUAGGAAUUCGAGAGGUCACAGAACAAGUAUCCAUUGGUGGCAAGACUCUUCAGCCGGGUCGAACCCUUCUCAUGCCCUACAGACAGCUGCACUUCGAUACGUCUGUAUUCGGGCCGAAUGCAGCGACAUUCGAUCCGCAUCGGUUCCUGGAGAACAAGUCUCUCAUCCGAAGCACCAGCUGGCGACCCUUUGGUGGCGCUGCUACUCAUUGUCCAGGACGAUUUCUGGCCAGGAGGGAGGUGUACAUGUUCGUGGCCACCGUCCUUUUCCGAUACGACAUCAGGCUGGCACCGGGGCUGGAUGGUACAACGCCAAAGUUCCCGAGACUGGAUGAGACAAUUCCGUCAGGAGGCAUACUUAGUCCCGUCGCUGGCGAUGAUUUGCUCGUUCAGAUACAGCGAAUCAACUUGUGA
Diaporthe batatas is the source of this 1539-nucleotide messenger RNA. RefSeq lists its product as uncharacterized. Gene Ontology annotation, molecular function: oxidoreductase activity, acting on paired donors, with incorporation or reduction of molecular oxygen; steroid hydroxylase activity; heme binding. The transcript is spliced from 6 exons. Bases 1 to 1539 code for a protein of 512 amino acids. Lineage: Eukaryota; Fungi; Ascomycota; Sordariomycetes; Diaporthales; Diaporthaceae. The record is from RefSeq and is a predicted model, not a curated record.